Molecule: messenger RNA, 2067 nt
Organism: Canis lupus familiaris (dog)
Lineage: Eukaryota; Metazoa; Chordata; Mammalia; Carnivora; Canidae
Gene: MISO1
Product: chromosome 23 C3orf33 homolog
Exons: 5
Coding region: 23-586 (187 amino acids)
Source: RefSeq, a predicted model, not a curated record
CCGCGCGCCGCCCGCCGGGAACAUGGCGGGCCCGCCUGUGGCCACCGCCUCGCGGCCUCGGGACCCGGACGGAGCGGCGCCCAACGUGGUGGCGCGGGUCUCGCAGUGGGCGGACGACCACCUGCGCCUCGUCCGGGUACCGCAGCCGCCGGCAGGACGCGCGAACAUCAGCACCGUAAUGGCCGUAGCUGGAACAAUGUUACUUCUAAGAAGCAUCCGGAUGACAUCAAAAUUUACAAGUUCUUCAGAUAUUCCAGUAGAAUUUAUAAGAAAGAAUGUUAAACUACGUGGACGAUUACGCCGAAUAACUGAAGAUGGUUUAGAAAUUGAGCAUAUUCCCAUUACUUUACCUAUUAUAUCUUCAUGGAAAAAGGAGCCCUGUGGUGUUCUGCUGGUUAAGCUGGCAGGAGUAGAACUCACUGAAACUGGGAAGUUGUGGUUACAGGAAGAGUUGAAGCCUUCCCAACUGCUAUGGUUUCAACUUCUUGGAAAGGAGAAUUCAGCCCUCUUUUGCUAUCUUCUAGUGAAUAAGGUGGGCCCGAAGGAGAGGACAGCUACUGCUCGGUGCAUCGGGGGUACCGGGUGAGCCCCAGCUGGGACUUACCAUCGUGCAGUGUCUGGAACAUGCAAGUGCUCACGAAAUAUGUGCAGAGAGAGAGAGAGAGAGAGAGAGAGAACUCCGCCUCCGUCCCCGUUAAGCCCUUUGGUGGUUUUACCUGACUUGUUGGUGCAUCGAUUGAAAUAGAAUAUUUAUCUCCUUCGCCCGCUUGACGGAUGGGACUUGCAGAUGGUUGCUGAUUCCAUCUCAGUGUGUCCAGUACCACUGUAUUUGCAACUGAAAGCCCCGUUUUUGUACCGCCAGAAACAUCAGCUUUCAACCCAGAUUCCUAAGAAUCUGGUUCUCCAAGAAGCCCUUGAUGCCGCGCAGCACACGGGCCCGCCUCCGAGCACAGCCGUGGCUUACCCUUGCCAGCUCUCGGGCACCUUUACGGGAGUUGCCGUGAUCCUGUGUCAGGCGCCCUGGUGAUCAGGGCAGGGGUGACGGGUGGAAGUCGGGCAGCGAUUUAGAAGGGCGGCCAGGCCGUGCUGUGCCAGUAUAAUUAAUGAGAGUCAUCGCUCUGGAAGCCAGAGGAGAGUGGGGGUGGGGAAGGAGGUCUCUCACCAGUAAAUGGCAUUUAAGAAAAAUCGGUGCUUUCAUGGCCCUUUUACUGCACAGACGAGGUUAAGUCAAAGGACCGCUGUAAAGGGCCUUGGGGAACUCUCUGCACGGAGGGGGGUCCCCGAGCCGCCGCCUGGGGAAGCCAGGAGGGUUGAACCCCAGGCUUUCCAGCGGGUCUGAUUUCAACCUUGAAUUGAGCUGCCAGCAGGAGUCCCUUAUACUCCUGGAGUAGGAAAAGGGGUGAGUCCUUAAAAAAACGCCUGUAGUUUGGGUGACCCAGAGACCACCCAAAAAAGGUACUACACUAUAAGACCUGCCCAAAGAAGUGUGAAUCCCAAUCCCAUUGUUUUCCCCAGUUCCCUUGUAACGGGUGAAGGAAGGGGGUGUUAUUUGUUUUGUUUUUCUAUUGACUAUUCGGUAACCAUGGAAGGGUUUGGGUAGCCUGGAGAGGCUGCGUACUACCCACUGUCUAAUCCCUUUGUUAUCAUUCCCUGGGAUAGUCACCGGCGGGGAAAAGUAGUUCUUGUCUGGCUCCCAAACACUUAGCAGUGUGACAAUAUUUUCUUGGUUUUAGUUAGUGAUUUUUCUCUGAUUGAUGGUGUUUAAAAAAAAAAACCUCAGAGGGAGAAGCUACAUGAAAAGAUUUAUGGAUAUCUUCAUGUGUCUUCAACACUUAAGACCAUGAUUAAGUAUGAUUCACACGAAGGGAGGGAGAAGGGCCAGCAGAUGGGGUUUGGGCUGUUUUCUCCAAUGCUCGAUUUGAAAAAGAAGGGGUGGGGAGCGGGAGUGUUGGGUGGUAUUUGCCUCGAUUUCGGUAGGUCUGAAGUAUUGCCUAGAGAGAAAGUUUUGAAGCUCGUAAAAUUGCGGACAUCGAUUAACACUUUCAAAAUAAAGACUCUGACAAACAA